CGCAAAAACCGUAGCGGUCUGGUCGGCUUCAGUUCAUGCCAAUAGGUGGUACUGGUGUAGUGCGGUUGUGUGCGCUGAGAUUGUCGACAUGUAUUCUCCUCAACGUGGCGGGCUCGUCGCCGGGUUGAGCAUAUCUUUCGACUCGUUUUCAACGCUUUCGGAGCUUGACACGGCGUCGGUCGUUCUAGCUAAUAAAGCGGAAAGACGGUGUUGUGGCGGCCGGCUGUGAGCGCGGCCAUGGCGCGCCAGGUGCUCAGUGUGGACGACCCCACGUUCCGCGCCACGCCCGCCCAGCAGAUGCUGGCCUCCUGCUCCGGCGCCGUCCUCACCAGCCUCACCAUGACGCCGCUCGACGUCGUCAAGAUCCGGCUACAGGCGCAGCAGCGCGCGCUCACCGCGCAGCGCUGCUUUCUCUACUGCAACGGCCUCAUGGACCACCUCUGCCUUUGCUUGAACGGCCAGGGCGGGCCGCCGGCGGCAGCAUCGUCGUGCGCCGGCGCGCCGGCCGCGCGCUGCCCGGCCGUCGAGACCAGCUGGUACCGGCGACCGGCACCGCCAGCCUUCACGGGCACGCUGGACGCGGCCGUCAAGAUUGCGCGCGCCGACGGCGUGGCAUCUCUCUGGAGCGGCCUCUCGCCCACGCUCGUGUCGGCCAUCCCUUCGACGGUCGUGUACUUCGCCACGUACGACCAGACGCGGCUGCUGCUGCGCGACCGUUGGGGCACGCCGGCGGUGCCGCAGCCGGCGUGGGUGCCGAUGGUGGCGGGCGCGGCGGCACGCGUCUGGUCCAGUACGCUUGUCGCACCGCUCGAGCUCGUGCGCACGCGCAUGCAGGCCACUCGCAUGCGCUACACGGAGGUGGGCGCGGCCGUGCGCCAGCUGCUGCGCGAACAGGGCCCGCGCGGCCUGUGGAAGGGCCUGACGCCCACGCUGAUCCGAGACGUGCCGUUCUCAGCGCUCUACUGGGGCAGCUACGAGAGCCUCAAGCUGGCAUUCAACCAACAGACACCCUCGCCGCUGUUCAGCUUCGUCGCCGGUUCGUCGGCCGGCACGCUCGCCGCCGUGCUCACGCUGCCGUUCGACGUGGUCAAGACGCAUUGGCAGAUCGAGUUCGGGGAGCGCGUGCUCGGCGGCGAGCCUACGCGCGCGGACACCGGCGUGGCCGUCGCGCUACGCGACAUCUACCGGCGCGCCGGUGUGCGCGGCCUGUUCGCCGGCCUCGUGCCGCGUGUCGUCAAGGUGGCGCCCGCUUGCGCCAUCAUGAUCACGAGCUACGAGGGCGGCAAGGCGUUCUUCCUGCGGAGGAACGAACGGCUGGCGUGCGAAGCCGAGCGCCGGUGAUGGCGGCGACGGCGGGCGGCGCGCCGCGGUCCGCGUUCUAGCGGACCGGUCGGCGGCGGCUCCGGCCACGCCUGUGCUACAGACCCGUUGGGCAGAGGGGUGCGGCGAGAUUAGAAGGGGAGACAGCCGGCGGAGGCUAAGAGUGAGUCAUUGUGCGCUAUUGGCUGGACUGGACGGGUGUGGCGGCCGGUGUGCGGAGCUGACGGUGCUCAGGUGGCUAUCGUAGUGAGGUAUUCGCCAUGUAAGGGCAUAGUGGGCUGUGCAGGUGGUCUUCCACAGAGGGAUCCCCUGUGACUGUGAUUCGGUUCUAGUUCCGGUGAGUUAGGAAUGUUCACAGGCCAUAAUGUGCUACGUGUGCUCAUGGCUUUUGAUAAGCGGUUUUAUAUCAACUAUGCCAUGGACAUAAUAGAGAAGUCAGGAACGAUCGUGUUGUCAUAGCACACUACGGCAUUAUGAGACACACUGGAGUCAACGUGCCAGACCGCGAGUGUGUGUGGCGUGGGCUUCUAAUACAGUAAGCCCGCGGGGCGAGCAGCCGCGCAGCAUCGUGGAGUCAUGAUGGCAUGCGCAGUCAGCGCUCCGUUGACAGUUCUCAGACUUGUGCAAUAUCCUAUGAGAACGCGAGAACUUUCCACUUUUGCGUGACCUUCACGACGAACUCGUCCUUUCUUUUGGGCUGCGUCCUUUUGAUAGAUGGCUAUUAGUGAGACGUUAUUUGCAAUUAGAAUGUCAUAACAGUCGCCUAAAGUCCGCCGUGAAGGGACCUUUCAUGUCGGACGUCAGUUUCUGUCGGGGAGUCAUCGCUCUGACCCCGGCGUCGUUGACCUGGGGACCGGCGCCAUGUCCUGGCUCGUGACAGAUCACCCGGUGACAGCCGUCGAGGCCUCAUCUUCGCGCGUGGCCGCGCCGCCGGA
Molecule: messenger RNA, 2255 nt
Organism: Pollicipes pollicipes
Lineage: Eukaryota; Metazoa; Arthropoda; Thecostraca; Pollicipedomorpha; Pollicipedidae
Product: solute carrier family 25 member 40
Exons: 2
Coding region: 238-1341 (367 amino acids)
Biological process (GO): mitochondrial transmembrane transport
Cellular component (GO): mitochondrion
Source: RefSeq, a predicted model, not a curated record